AUGGCCGAGUUAGCUUUGGGCGCGAUUGGCGUCGUUCCAGUCGUGGGGUUUGUUUUCGGGGCUUUCAAGGGUCUCUGCAAGAACUUGAAAACCUUCAAGCGGUACGCUCGAGAAGCGAAGCGAGUUCGACAAGAGUUGGAGGUGCAGGAAGCCAUCUUCAAGAAUGAAUGGCAGAUCCUGAGGACCGUCUUCUUGCCCACGGCCGACGAUAGCAAUGCCCUGGACAUUGCUGACCAUGCCAGCCGGAGAAAGUCAGACAAGCUCCAACUCGAUCAAAGGCUACGCGUGGCGCUUGGCGAGAACUAUGAUGCCUGCGAAAAGGCUACAGCAGUGAUCCGCGAGGACCUGCAAGAGCUUAUCAGGGGGCUGCAGGACGUCACUCUUCUUGCAAACCAUCAAGAGAGCGAGCGUCCCAGCGACACAGUACAAAGACUGCGAGAGAUCCAGGACCGUCUGAAGGCCACCUUCCGAAGCAAGACAUGGUCCGAGAGCAUCGAGAAGCUGAGGCGCUCCAUAGGCAACCUAAGCACACUCAGGGCACAACUCGAAAAGCUUGGAGAGCCGGCGAGACAUGAGUUGUCUGUGGAGGGGAAGACUUGUGAACGGUAUCUCAUGGAGUGGCGGGGCUCAGUGAGUGUUCAGAGAGCUUCAAGGGCACUGCACGAAGCCCUCGCCGACGCUUGGAAGUGCGGCCAUGCGGAUCACACGAGGCACUUAUUUUGUCUCUUCGUCGAAACAAGCCAGGUUGAAGACCAAACCCAGAUGAGGCUCACUAUCAUGUACCUCAACCGCAUGCAGGUUGCUCUCGAGUCUGGAUUGGUGCAACUACACGUCCGAUCUUCUAUACUCCAAUUAGACCUUGGCGCUUCGAUGAUGCCCUUGACACCCCCUGAUGAGGAGCAUCAAGGGAUGCCGAAGAGACGAAAGAUGGUUCGAUUUGAGGAGCCAACCGUGAAGCAGACGGUUGGCCACCAGGCUCAAGAGUUCGGGCACAAAGCAGGGAGCCAGCUGAUCCAUCAGACAUCCCGUGAUCUUCGGUCGUCAGGCGACAUUUGCUUCAAACUGACAGGCACACCGCCCGUUCAGAACGCGUCGUCAAGUGAAUCGGUGCCACACUCCUUCGGGCAUCUUGACUGCACUCGGCAGAGAGACAACUUUCGCCAUGUUUUCUAUCCGAGCUGCCCCGGACCUAGCCGCCGUGACACUGGAUGCAGUCCGAUGGCGCUCGACGAAAUCAUCAAGACCAGUAGGCGAGACCUAAUCAACCCUAUUGAUAAGCUGAGACUGGCACGAACACUUGUAUCCGCAGCGCUCAAGUUCUACUCAACUCCAUGGCUUAACGACAUCUGGCAGCUCCGAGAUCUAUCCAUGUCGGUAGAUGACAUAGAAGACCUCUCGCAGUCAAUUCACAACAUGCACCUCUCCGCUGAGCUCGGACAGACACGAUCGGUGCAAAUGGAAGACGUCCAGACAGUCAUGACACCGAACUCCCAGGCGGCGGAAGGUAAUGCAAGAGACGAUGAGGAAGUUCGAUGCAACAUCAAAUGCCGGCCGCUGUGGAGUCUUGGAGUGGCACUGCUGCAGAUUGACCACUGGGAGAAGAUUGACUUGGGCGCCGCUCUCGCGGUCCGUAGGGCGGCGGCGAGGACGUCUCAGAUCUCUCCCAAGUAUCGGGAGCUGACGCAACGGUGUCUGGAAUGCGAUUUUGGGCGACGCCGAGGCCAGGAUCUGUCUAGAUCUCCUCUGCAUCAGGCAGUAUACAAGGUGGUUCUUGGUGAGCUGGAUCGCCUGCUAUCGCUUAGGGAACAAGAGAUGAGGCCGAUGGAGGUCUCGGAUGAGGGUGAUGAGCUGGACUAUUAUCAGGCAUUUAACACAAAAUAA
Molecule: messenger RNA, 1881 nt
Organism: Fusarium falciforme
Lineage: Eukaryota; Fungi; Ascomycota; Sordariomycetes; Hypocreales; Nectriaceae
Exons: 2
Coding region: 1-1881 (626 amino acids)
Source: RefSeq, a predicted model, not a curated record